ACAAACAUUCAAAGAUAUUAUUGAUCAUGGAUUUUUUUGGGGACGUCGAUGAUGUGCAAAUGGUCGCAAAUUUUCUCCUAUGAAACAGAUUUUUAAAUAAAGAUUAAACUGCAGAUAAAUCAUGCAAAUGUUUAAUGUUUAAAGACGAACAACUGCAAUUAAGAAAGGUUGAAGUUCUUUUCAAGAAACUGGAAUCAGCACCAGAAAAUGUAAAAGCAGUCGCCAUUUCAAAGAUCAAAGAAAGACUAAUGCCUGGAACAUAUGAAAGAGUAGAUGACCCUGUCAAGAGAGAACCUGUCAACACAAGGCCAAAACGAGGUAACCAUAGAAGAAAGCCAGUGGGGAACAACAUCAGCACACUGCAGCAGAAGUCAUACAGUCAUGAGUAUAAUGUGAAAGAAGUUACAACAAAGAGAGGACGCCGUGCAAAGCAGUUUAACUACAACUCUGACUCUGACAGUGCCGCAGAGUCUAGCGUAGUUGAAGUCAUUCCCAGUGAAUCCAUUGCGAGUGCAGAAGACAGUGAAACAGAAAAGUCAGUUAUUGCAGUUACUGAGGAGGCAGUAUGUGACAGCUCAGACGUGCAGGAUCUCAGAGAUGGUGUUGGUGAAAAUGUGUUUGUUGUUGAAACUACAACUUCUGUUAAACCUGAAGAAGUUACAGUGUGCAGCCGAGCCGAUGGGAAAGAUAAUGAGGCAGAAAAUGUGGUGAUAAAAGGAGCUACUGUCCAGUGUUCUAUUUGUUAUAAAGAGUGUAAUGACAGAAUUGAUUUGAGAAAUCAUUUGAAAGAGGAGCAUAUAUCUCAUGGAAUGUACAUAUGCAAGCAGUGUGGACAUUUUUUUCCAAAGGCCCAGACAUUGAAGAUCCACAUGAAAAGGCAUCGUGGUGAACGUGAUUUUUCAUGUGCUAACUGUGAUUAUCGUACAUAUACUAAAGCUGAACUGGAAAGACAUAGCACUGUGCACACUGAUCAUACUGAUGAUCGUACCUUUGUCUGUCAUCAUUGUGGAAAGGUGUAUGCAGUUUACAAGUCACUGCAGGAACAUAUCCGUUCUGUGCAUGAGCAGUCUAACAUGCAUGUCUGUGAGGAGUGUGGCUUCACAACAUGUCGAGCUGCCUACCUGCAAGUUCAUAUUCACACAGUUCAUCUUGGCAACUACAAUAGUCAUGUGUGCCCCGUCUGUGAUGCUCAUGUUAAACAACGAAAUGCAUUUCUGGAACACAUGCGUUCUCACACUGGUGAUCGUCCUUUCAGGUGUGACAAAUGUAGUGCAUCAUUUGCCUGUUCAGCACGACUUACAGUCCAUCAGAAGUCUGUUCAUGGCCCUCGAACAUAUCAGUGCAGCACAUGCAGUAAAGCUUUUCAGACCAAACAUCACUUAGAACGCCAUCAAGUCAUCCAUACAAAGAAGCGCCCAUUCAAGUGUCCAUAUUGUUCUUAUUCUUGUAAUGCACAAGGUAAUAUGAUCAAACAUGUCAGGACUGUUCAUGGCCGAUUGGAUUUCUCCUAUCGCAGGUACAAGAGACAGCAGCUGCAGCAGAAAGGCGUACUGCCAGCUGUUCCAGAUCCUGAAUGGGUUGGGAGGGGUGAGGAAGUGAGCCAGCAGUAUCUUGAGAAGUUGUCUGAGAAACUAGGAAGAAAAAUAACAGUGAAGGAGUUGCGCGAGAAAGAGUCACAUCGUGAGAGAACUCAAAGCACAAUGAGUAAAUAUCGGAAGCUUAAUACUGCAUCAAAGGCAAACAAGAAUGCUCGUGCUGAAUGCUUUGUGCUGCCUGAGACAGCAGAUCACUCAUAUGUCAGUACAGUCAGGGAGACCAUCAUUGAAAAGACUACAGAUGCUGGAAAUAAAGAUAGUGAGCUUGCAGUUAAACGGUUAAGUGAUGGAGAAGAGUCAUCUGUGCAUGAGAAGGAAGUGCAAUAUGAAACAAAUCCUGUGAGUGAGAGGGUGUUUCUGGUACAAUGCAACAGAAAUAAGGGAGAACAAAUAAAACUUCUUGUGGGCACAGAAGUAUCAGAAGAUACUGGCCAUAUCGAAACUGAACCACCAACUCUGCAGCUGGUCUAUCACAACAGCCCAAGACCAGGUACAUUAUCAGAUGUUGAAGGCAGAGGUAUUCGUGUUGAAGUGCAAGGUGGUGGUUACCUUACAAGUAACUUUGUAGCACUUUCGGGAAUAGAGACUGAAAAAAACAAUGUUGCGCCUACAGUAAUUGUUGUUGUUGAUACAGAUCAGAACUCAAGCUUAGGUACUGAAUGACUUCGUUCCAUAUUUCCAGUAAAUUGAGGCAUACAAUGCUCUCUGACAUUAAUUGGGCAGAAAAAAAAUUAUUUACCAAUGAGCAGCUGUUGCAAUCAUGCAGAAAAGCAUUAAGUUGCCAGCUUUCAGAACCAGGUGCCCUCCUGGAACAUAGGAGGAAGGGAUAGGAGGAAAACAAACUGUUUAUUCACAAGGAUACAAGAAAAGACAUUCAGGACCCUAGUUCAAGAAAGACUUACCACAUGAGAAAUGGGUUGUUGUCAGAUGAGAUUUGAAAACCUGAGGACUUUGAAAUGGUCCAAUGGUGAGGAAGCAAAUCAGAGAUGAGUGGAAAUACAUCAGAAAUAAACCAGUAAGAUCUGGAAACUGAGUGCAGGAAGAAUGGUAGCCAGUGAGAAAAAAAUUAAAUGAUAAGAGAGAGAAAGAUAAGGGAAAGAAAUGAUAAAUUAAGGAAAAACUGGAAGAAUAAUGGUACAUUGUGGCCAGAUGGCUGGCAGGAACCUAGGUUAUGUUGUAGACAAUUAGUGAAAGCUUAAAGGAAGAACAAACUUUGAAGAUAUCUGCCUUAUGUGCCAACUACAGUGGGAAAGUGCCAUGUGACCUUGCUGGACCCUGUGAUUUUGGACUGUCUGAGGGAACAAAUGAUGAUUCACUGUAUGCAAACAUACAUAAAACCACCAGAGAUGGAAUAGUGGAAAGUGGACAGCUGUGAACCACACAUGCACUGGAUCAACAAGUACUAUAGUUAUGUGGAAAUUGUCGGUGUAAGCAUCAGCAGGAGCAGUUACCUUUACAUCUAACUUAGCAAAGUGUGAGCUCCUACCUGGAGCACACUGGAAAGCUAACAAUUUUUGUUACAUUUAGACCACAGUUCAACCAUGAGGAAAUUAUUACAAGUUUAAAGUAACUGGUUAAGAUAUUUUUUGAUACUGCUUUAUUUAAAAUAUACUAAAAUUUGUACAAAGCAAACAACAUACUUCAUUUAAAACAGGAAGUAAACAACAAAAACAAGUUACAACUCGUGAAACUUUGCGACCACACAUUGUCAUUCAACUAAAAAAAGGUAUUAACAUCAUUACAAGCAGAAUAAACAAUUCAGCUUCUGAGUGCAGAAUUUUCUUCCACCCAUAUUUCACUUAUAUGUUACGUCUUUGUAGAAGUUUAACAGCAAAGGUAGUAAUGCUUCUAUGCCGGUCACUAAAUUGAAUAUUCAGAAAUUUGAAUGUUCAAGAAAAUGUACACUGCAUGAAAAUAGAACUGAGGAAAAACUGCUUGAAAUACAUAAUACUGUAUAUUGAUUGCUACAUUUUUGUCAUUUGUACUGCAAUCAAUUAGCAAUAUUCUGUAAUUAUUUUAGUCGAUAGCAAAAUGGCAUUAUUACAGGAAUUAUUGCUCUGAAAGGUUGUGGCCAUUUAUCUACAAUGAAUCAGAUGCCUUGUGUAAGACUCUAUGCACUUACAUGCUAAUCUAUUCUUUAUUAUUUUGUUGUUAUUACACUUCCACAAUCUCUAUGUAAAAAGUUUUCUUCAUAAUAAAUAUCAUGAGACCUACCCAAAUAUUUAAAAUUGAUAUUUACUAUCACAGUUCAAUCUAUUCUAUAUUUUUUUAGCAAUCACAGUCUAUAAAUUCUAUAAGGAAGCCCUUUGUACCAACUUGUUAUACUGCAAACACUAUAGACAGCAAGUUGCAAGGAUCAGAUUUCAGGAAAUUAAAUACACCUUGCCGAGUCCAUAAGGGAUACAAUAUGUACUAUUAAUUAUAAGAAACAUCUUUAAUGGUUCUCUGUAAUAUUCAUUUAAGUCCAUUAUCUUCAUUGGAACUUGAGGUAUAAGUGUAAAAUAUACCUUUCAACGGAAGGAAAUUGAAUAAUACAUCUCUUUUAUAACUUUUUUCCCCUUGAAACAGUGGAUUCAGUAUUUUCCACUUGUUAAUAAAAGAAAUAUAAAAAUAAUACUGUAUUAGCCUAUACAGUAAUGUGAAGUAUUCCUUUAAUGUAAAUAGUAAAUACCAGAACCUGUAAUAGGAAUGUAUACAGGUUUACAACAGUGGCAGUGAAUACAUAUUUUUAUUUAUUAUAUGGCAAAUGAAUACCAGCAUUCUAUUCCUGAAAAGUGACACAUAGAAAGUGAUAUACAAUCGUAUUUCUCACUGUGUCUCCAAGUGAACUAUAAUGUUGAUAUUCAAAGUUCAUAACUUAAAUGAAUGCAUUUUGCAUGUUGAAACAUAUUCAUGAGUUAUGUUAACUAUGAAACAUAGAGGUGAUUUCAAAUCCAGUUAGCAGGUAGGAAUAAUUUUCUUAAUUCAAAAUAUUCUAAGGAAAGCGGAAGUAGCUCUUUUCAAAUUAAUUCUUUUGUUGCACUUGGUGUACAAGAUCCUUUUAAAGUUUCUCCAGUAAAACUUUUAAAAGUAGUCGAGAGGUAUUUAUCAAAGGGUAAUUUACAUAGGAAAAAAUAAAAAUUAUUUGUCUGUCAAUUUUCACAGAAGGUAAAUUUUUUGUAUGCAUUAAACAUCCUCGACGUCAAUUAGGGGAAAAGUCUUUGGUGUAUGUAUUGUUGACAGUAUGUUGAUGGCUUCAGAGCUGAAUUGCUGGCGAGAGCACAUAAUUCUCUUACAAGAAAUAUUGUAUUCAAAGACAUGCAAAUACAUCUCAAGUAACUAAUAGAACAACUCGUUACUUAAGAAUACAACAGUAGUUUCUUUUUACAAUAGCUGCCUUCACAUUCUUCCAAGAAUGUAUUGUAUGCUCAUUGUUAGAACUUCCAUGAUACUGUGUUGCCUGUCUGAAUAUUUUGAUAUGUGUUCUGACAGUUUACAUGUUGCAAUAGCCACGAUGAAGAGAUCAAAAUUUAUUUGGCAAAGGCUGGUCAUGCGUUGAUGUAUUCUGCAGACAGGUAAAUCAGAACUGCUGAGAAUUGCACACAUUGCAUUUAUGGAUUAUAUGAAACCAUUUGAUAGGAUUGUAAGUAAACAAUCUAGGGAAUGUUUUUGGCAAUAGCUUUACAGUCAAUAUAAAAGGAGCUAUAAAAUUUUUGUUCUGACAUACUGCUGGAUUAAUGAAGUUCAAUAAACUGACAGUAAUAAAAUGAGGUGUCAGCCAAGGAUGCACUCUAUCAUCAGUGUUGUUCAUGUAACCCAUUAACAAUAUUAGCUAAGUAAGGAAAGCAGAACAACCUUGAGAUUCCAAUGAAGUUGGCAGAAGACAUUAAAUAUCUUCUUUGUUGCUGACAACUUUCAGAUGAAAACAUGGAAACAUCUUUUCAUUUAAUACUCAAUGUUUUUUCAUUUAAUACUCAAUAUACCUAAGUGAUAUAAAUGAAGUUCAUUGCAUUUCUCAUAGAAAAAUUAUUCAAUUGCAUAUCAGUGUCAACAGUGGGAUAUUACCACAGGUUAAACUCUUGAAAUACCUUGGCUGUGACAUUGCCCACGACAAUGAGUAAGAUGUUGAAAAUUAGGUAUAAAUUUUCUCUGAAAGCUAAUACAAUUCAGAUGCUGGGAAGACACUGUAGCAAAGAAACAGAAAUUAUACAUAUGAUAGCUGUGUUGUAUGUAAGUGAAACCUGAAUAUUGUAAUGAACAUGCUGUUAGGCUGCUCCGUGAUUAGCAUACAGGAAGCAUAUUUGGGAGGACAUC
Molecule: messenger RNA, 5888 nt
Organism: Schistocerca cancellata (South American locust)
Lineage: Eukaryota; Metazoa; Arthropoda; Insecta; Orthoptera; Acrididae
Product: zinc finger protein 761-like
Exons: 10
Coding region: 135-2258 (707 amino acids)
Biological process (GO): regulation of transcription by RNA polymerase II
Molecular function (GO): RNA polymerase II cis-regulatory region sequence-specific DNA binding; DNA-binding transcription factor activity, RNA polymerase II-specific
Source: RefSeq, a predicted model, not a curated record